Scleropages formosus (Asian bonytongue) is the source of this 3489-nucleotide messenger RNA. RefSeq names its product cytochrome P450, family 26, subfamily b, polypeptide 1 (gene cyp26b1). Gene Ontology annotation, biological process: sterol metabolic process. The record is from RefSeq and is a predicted model, not a curated record. Gene Ontology annotation, molecular function: iron ion binding; heme binding; monooxygenase activity. The coding region runs from base 831 to 2366 and encodes 511 amino acids. Lineage: Eukaryota; Metazoa; Chordata; Actinopteri; Osteoglossiformes; Osteoglossidae. The transcript has 6 exons.
CGCUGCCUCCUCUAUAUAAACACACACUGGAGAGUGGAGUUCACGUUUAGAAAGUGUGUAUGAAAAAGAGAGAGAGAGAGACCAAGUAAAGGAGGUGAAGGAGGUAGAGCGCGAGACGCACCGCCGCCCGAAGACUUUUUACCUUGAACCGUCAGCAUCCGAGCACGAGCGGCCGAGGAUUACUCACAUCUCACACAUCCAUUCAUCUCUUCUUCAUCACUCUCAUCCUCAUCUUGCUGAGCCGCAGCGUCACCAGUUCAAACAUAUUAGCGCAGAGUAGGAGCUCAUUUCUCUACUGGAUUUAUUAUUAUCAUUACUAUUAUUAUUUUACAUUUUUCAAUUUCACUUUGAAGAAUUUUCGUAAACAAUUUUACCCUUAACAGUUGAGCAUCUGAGGUCUGACUGAUAACUUUUCCCCCCCGGUUCCAGGUUCGACACAUUCGUUUGAAGGACAUGAGUUUGUUCCUGUGACUCAACAGGUUUCUGCAGCUGAUUCGAAACAGAGCAAAAUGAUCGUUCUAGUGGUUACUGAGUAUCCCGAGUCGACGCGUCUUGUCCCGCACGCGGCCGAUUAGAGCUCGUGCCACAGGAGAUCAGCUCCAACGCCGCACUUUGACGCGCGCGCACACACGCGUUUGAUGAGCCGUCAAGCGUCUGGACUCGCGCUCCUCAGCACCGCCGCUGUCACCCGCGCAAAGACCCCGUGAGCAGCCGCUCCGCCGCGGGCUUCAUUCAUCCUCCGAUCGCCCCCCCCUCCCCCCACCGGUCCGUCCGCCGAGCUCCGCGCGGGAGUCCAGGACAGGAGGCGCCGGGACGCGCUCGCCGCCGCCAUGCUUUUCCAAGGUUUCGACCUCAUCUCGGCUCUGGCCACCCUGGCGGCUUGUCUCCUCUCAAUGGCUCUGCUGCUGGCCGUGUCCCAGCAGCUGUGGCAGCUGCGAUGGACCGCCACCCGGGACAAGAGCUGCAAGCUGCCCAUGCCCAAGGGCUCCAUGGGAUUCCCCUUCAUCGGAGAGACGUGCCACUGGCUCGUGCAGGGCUCUGGAUUCCACGCAUCGCGGAGGCAGAAGUACGGCAACGUGUUCAAGACCCACCUGCUCGGCCGGCCUCUGAUCCGGGUGACGGGGGCAGAGAACGUGCGGAAGGUGCUGAUGGGAGAGCACAGCCUAGUGAGCGUGGACUGGCCUCAGAGCACCGCCACGCUUCUUGGCCCCAACAGCCUGGCAAACUCCAUCGGAGACAUCCACCGCAAGAGGAGAAAGAUUUUUGCCAAGGUGUUCAGCCACGAGGCUCUGGAGACCUACCUGCCCAAGAUCCAGCAGGUGAUCCAGGAGACGCUGCGCGUGUGGAGCAGCAACCCGGAGCCUAUUAACGUGUAUCGGGAGUCGCAGCGACUCUCCUUCCACAUGGCCGUGCGCGUGCUGCUCGGCUUCCGUGUCUCCGACGACGAGAUGCACAGCCUCUUCACCACCUUCCAGGACUUUGUGGAAAACCUCUUCUCCCUGCCCAUUGACCUGCCGUUCACUGGCUACAGGAAGGGAAUCCGUGCCCGGGACAAGCUGCAGAAGGCCGUGGAGAAGGCCAUCCUGGAGAAGCCGCUGUGUUGCCAGGGGAAGGACUACGUGGACGCGCUCGAUGUGCUCAUUGAAAGUGCCUCUGAGAACGGGGCGGAGCUCACCAUGCAGGAGCUCAAGGAGUCCACGAUCGAGCUCAUCUUUGCGUCUUUCGCCACCACAGCGAGCGCCAGCACGUCGCUCAUCAUGCAGCUGUUGCGCCACCCCAUGGUGCUGGAGAAGCUGCGGGAGGAGCUGCGGAGCAGGGGCAUCCUGCACAACGGCUGCCUGUGCGAGGGGGCUUUGCGGCUCGACAACAUCUGCAGCCUCAAGUACCUCGACUGCGUCAUCAAAGAGGUGCUGCGGCUCUUCACGCCCGUGUCCGGGGGAUACCGCACCGCCAUGCAGACUUUCGAGCUCGACGGGGUGCAGAUACCGAAGGGCUGGAGCGUGAUGUACAGCAUCCGGGACACCCACGACACCUCGGCCGUCUUCAAGGACGUGGACACCUUUGACCCGGAGCGCUUUAGCCAGGAGCGCAGCGAAGACAAGGAGGGGCGCUUUCACUACCUGCCCUUCGGCGGGGGGGUGCGCACCUGCCUGGGCAAGCAGCUGGCCACCCUCUUCCUGCGCCUCCUCGCCAUCGAGCUGGCCAGCAGCAGCCGCUUCGAGCUGGCCACGCGGACGUUCCCCCGCAUUGUCUCCGUGCCCGUCCUGCACCCCAACGACGGCCUCAGGGUCAAGUUCUUUGGCCUGGACUCCAACCAGAACGAGAUCAUGGCCAAGUCCGACGAGAUCCUGGGCGCCACCGUCUGAACGGCCGGGGCAGAGGGGGGUGAGGGCUGCGGCGGGAAAGAGCGGUUUCGCAACAACAACGCGCCGCUUUCCCUUAGUUAAUCUCUGUUGACUUCUCAGAAAAAAGAAAAAAAAAAAAAAAAAAAUGGUUGGACUUUUUGAAGAGGAGAAAGAAAAUUAAGCUGCCAAAAUGUAUAGUCUCGUUUCCUUUUCUAAAAAAAUAAAAAAGAAAAAUGUAUAUGGGAAAACAAAAAUGAAAGUAAUGUAAUGAUGCACAAUAUAAUAGGGUGUUGCCAGGAGUCUCUGGCGGACGUAGGACAGCGAGGCAGAGCGGCCACGAGCGCGUCGUAAAGAGAGGAAGCUUGAGCAUCGGAUUGAUAAACAGGGUAAAAAGAGUCAUGAAAGACACAAGGGGACUGGGUGCAGGCGGGUGGUCAUUGCUGGUGGUCGGAGGAGGAGAACCGUGGAGACCCAAGACGCCCUGGACUCGCCUCCCUCUCGAACCCGGACAGUCGGACAGAAGCGGGAGGAGGAGGAGGAGGAGGGCGGGAGGUGGCGCUGCGAGGAUCUGGCAGAAGGAGAUUCUGCUGAAAGGGUUGAGGAAUGUAGACGAAGCAGGAGAGCCGCAACGGUCGAGAAAAAACUGUGCAAAACUCAGGUGUGAAAGGAACACAGGCAGCCGGGAAGCUCUUCUUUAUGCCUGUCCUGCACAUAAAAGACUGGUUUUCGCCUUCUUUCUAGAACCUGUAACCUGUGCUUUAUUUCGCUGAUGUCACGUGGACAUUUUUACAGCUGCCGUCGUGUGCGUGCGCGAGAGCGAUCGCGUAGAUGGGGGGCCGUUGGCGGAACGUGGGCCGAAGGAGUCGACCUUUUCCGCUUCGGAGCGCUUGGACUCCGGGAAGAAGAUGUUUUGCUGCUCCGGGCAUCGACGCUAAAAUGCAACUGAAGACAAGGACUGGCGGGAGGCGGAAAGGACUCAGGAGACGGUCGCACAACAGGGGUCACGCUUCGCUUCGACGGCAGGAUUUUCCGUUCGGAAAGGGUUCGAGGGCCACGUUUCGGAACACCGACGCGAGACGAGAACCCGGAAGACAAGGGACACAAAGUGUCACUCGAGAACAGACUCUCGGACGGCGUCCGUGGG